AUGAAUAUCACAUCGAAGCGUCGAAAUACGAAGCAAGCGUUCCCGCGCCGGUGUCAUCUCCUCGAACGAUUUCAAAUCAUCCAGAGGGAAAAAGAGCGAAAAACUUAAUGCAAAGAAAUCGCUGCUAAAAUCGCACCCGGAUUUCUCAAAAGAUCAUGGCUUCUACUCCACAAUCUCAUCAAACUACAACCCCCAACGGCGACCCCAAAACCCGCGGCGGCGCCGCAGCUUCUUACUUCCAGAAAACAGUCUGUUUGCACGAUUGGUGGUUAAUUAGAGCUGAAAAUGACUUCAAUCGAAAAACGCUAGCCGUCGCUGGGCUCACUUCCAGACCGGAACAACCUGUUCGAGUAUUUUCUUCUGCGCCGAUUGUUAAGAGGUACGAUGUUUUCACUCUCGAGACUGCGGAUGGAAUCUGUGUUGUUAUUAAGGGUUUCAUAAACAAACUCCGUACUACUGAUAAUGGGUUCACAGAUGAGGUUUUUAAGCAUUUUGUGUUUGGGUUUCCUCCUAACUGGGAAACUUAUGCGGAGAAUUACUUUGAGGGAGAAGCUUUUGAUAGUGCUUCUGCUGCGGGAAAUAUUUCUGAUACAGACAAUUUGCUAUGUAAAUCGAAAAACGCUUGCAUAAACAACUGUACUUUCACCAAUAUCAAUUCUCCUUUGUGUGAAAAUUGUCCAAUGAAUAAGCAAGAUAGCUAUGUAGCAGAUGGUAGUCCAGUGGAAAAUGAUGCAAGACAAGAAUUGGAUCAUGGAGAUACUAUGGCCCAAGAUGUGAUGCAGAAUGCAAGUGCAACUAAAACUGCUGUGCCUCUCAAAAAUCUGGUUGGUUCACCCCAUAAAACUGGUGCUAAUAUUCAAGGUGAAGAAAUUGAAAACAAAAGAAAAGGAGAGCAAGAUUGUUGCAAGCAAGCCAAGAGGAAAAUUCUCUUCAUUUCACCUGGAAGUGGUAUUAGGCAAAGGCAAAGGCAAAGGGAGGAGAAAAUCUGCAUUAAAUCUCCAGAAAGUUUGAGUUAUGGGCGAUCUCGAUCAGGGAGAUUACUUCUGCCGGCGAUGGAAUUUUGGCGCAACCAAUUACCUGUUUACGAUGCGGAUCGGAGGAUUAGAGGAAUUCAGGAAGGCCUGCCGAUGCCGGAGGAUUAGACCAAUACAAUAUAUCAUUUUACAUGCAUAUAUUAUGUUUUUUUUUUUUCCGGGUUCAAUGUUUAAAAUUAGUUGCUUUCUAAACAUUCAAAUAUAACGUUUGUUUGCGUUCUAAAUAGAUUAUGCCGGAGGAUUAGAGGAACGUGUUUGUUUCAUAAUAUUUUCUGAGUUGAGAGGAACAAAAUUUAAGAAAAGUAAUCAAAUGUUAAUUUAGAAGUGGA
This is a messenger RNA of Momordica charantia (bitter melon), 1363 nucleotides long. RefSeq names its product kinetochore-associated protein KNL-2 homolog. The record is from RefSeq and is a predicted model, not a curated record. Lineage: Eukaryota; Viridiplantae; Streptophyta; Magnoliopsida; Cucurbitales; Cucurbitaceae.